CAUCGGGUUUGCCGACAAAUGAAACUCUUUAACAUCUCAAUUGAAAAUAAACAUUUCUCCUCAACAUUUACUGUCAACAUACACGUACUUCCAAGGAGUCAAGAAUUUGUUUUUCUUCCCGGAGCCGCUUACCAGCCACAAUUAAACCAUGAACGAUUACAAGAAAGAGAAAUUGAAGGAUGAGCCUCGCCCUCAACCCGAUAUUGAAUGGACAGAAAUGACCCGGGCACUUGCCCAGGUUGUCCUUGGCAACCUGAUGCUGGUCCUAGGCGCUGGCUCAUUUAGCUAUUGGUGCUACCUGUGCUACGUGUCUGCUGGCAUCUGGGUUGGUUUCACGGUGCUAGCUACGGGCCUCCUUGGUGUUGUCGAGGCAUCGAGAGAUUCGUACAGCCUGCGAAGGUCGUACAUCAUCAUGUUGAUCAUUACUACAAUCCUGUCCAUGACCUUGUUCGGAGUCGAGGUCGCAGGUUACGUGUUCGACAGCCAGGGAUGUGACAAACCCUUCCGCAAUAUGACGUCGCCGGCACCGCCCCCGAUGUCCCCCUCGACACCCGGAUGGUACACUCACCACCCACCACCACCCGAACACAGCUCCUGCAUUAUGGAAUGCGUCUACAUCCAUGCCGGUCUCGGAACUUUCGGCAUCUUGCAAUUCGUGGCAGCGGUAGUUUGUAUCUACUACACUUCCCAAUCGUUGAUGAAGGUGGCACCCCUCCCUUACAAGGCAAUGAUGCCCGAACCCAUUCCUUACUGCAAGGCUUGAAGGAGCUUGGCCGCUGUAUCACUACCACACACCUUUUUUGGGGUCUAUUCUCAGUUAAUUUUAACGUUUCAAUAAUUAAUACACAUGUUUACUAACAUAUUCAAAUAUUUCGCAUAUUUUUCCAAACAAAGGUUGGUUUAAAUGACAAUCUGAAAGCUUUCCCGACAUAGUAACAAGUAAUAUAUGCCGACUGCAUGUAGAGGUGCCGUGGUCGAGUGGUUAAGUCGCCGGACUGUCGAUCACUAAAGGUCCGCGG
Strongylocentrotus purpuratus (purple sea urchin) is the source of this 1019-nucleotide messenger RNA. RefSeq lists its product as uncharacterized. The transcript is spliced from 5 exons. Gene Ontology annotation, cellular component: membrane. The record is from RefSeq and is a predicted model, not a curated record. The coding region runs from base 149 to 763 and encodes 204 amino acids. NCBI's taxonomy places the organism in Eukaryota, Metazoa, Echinodermata, Echinoidea, Camarodonta, Strongylocentrotidae.